AUGGCCAAGACAACCGUGAAACAUUCCAAAAAACCAAAAAUUCACUCCAGUGCGGCGGAUGCGCUCGCUCUCGCUGAGAAGAUCAAGAAAAACGCCCUCAAAGCCAAACUCUCGACUGAACCCAAAACCGAUGCUGAGGCACCAUCCAUCACAGAAGAGAUUUCCGAAGUCGAAGUGUCACUGGACAAAAAGACUUUCGAAUCUUUUGCCGAUCUCAAAUUAAUUCCAGAAUUGCUUGAGACCAUCCAGGCGCUCAAGUUUACUAAGCCCACUCCCAUCCAAGCAGAGGCCAUUCCACAUGCUUUGGCCGGAAAGGAUAUCAUCGGAUUGGCUGUGACUGGUUCCGGUAAGACUGCUGCAUUUGCCAUUCCAAUUCUUCAGGCGCUCUGGAACGACCAGAUGCCAUACUACUGUUUGGUGAUCUCGCCUACGAGAGAAUUGGCAUACCAAAUUAAGGAGACCUUCGAUGCUUUGGGCUCCGCUAUGGGCUUGAGAACUUGUUGUAUUGUUGGAGGUAUGAGUCCUAUGGACCAGGCGCUAGAUUUGCUGAGGAAGCCUCACAUCAUUGUGGCCACUCCAGGUAGAAUCAUCGACCACUUGGAGAAAACGAAAGGUUUCAACUUGAGAAACUUGCGCUACCUCGUCAUGGACGAAGCCGACAGAUUGUUGGAUCAAGAGUUCGACCGUGAGCUUGAUAAGAUUCUACGGGUCAUUCCAAGAGAGAGAAACACAUACUUGUUCUCAGCCACCAUGACCAAUAAGAUCGAGAAGUUGCAAAGAGCUUCGCUACAAAACCCGGUUCGUAUUGCUGUGUCUUCCAAGUAUGCCACGGCUGAAAACUUGGUGCAGCUGAUGAUGUUGGUCAGUGAGGUCCACAAGAACACCGUUUUGGUGCACUUGCUCAAUGAGUUCAUGGGCAAAUCCAUCAUUAUCUUCACUAGAACGUGUGCGCAUGCGCAAAGAACUGCUUUGCUUGCCAGAAUCCUCGGCUUUUCCGCCGUUCCACUUCAUGGACAGCUCUCGCAAACACAACGUCUUGGAUCGUUGAACAAGUUCAAGUCCAACCUGUCCAACAUCUUGGUGGCCACCGAUGUUGCCGCUCGUGGUUUGGAUAUCCCAUCUGUGGAUGUAGUCAUCAACUACGAUAUCCCUAUGGACUCUAAAGCAUACAUCCACAGAGUGGGUCGUACUGCUCGUGCCGGAAGAAGCGGAAAGUCGAUUUCUUUGGUGACUCAGUACGAUCUCGAGAUCUACAUGAGAAUCGAGAAGGUUCUCGGCGUCAAGCUUCCCAAAGACCCUCUUCCAUCAGCUGAGGAAAUGGCGAUCUUGCACACCCAUGUUGACCGUGCCGUGGCCGAAGCCGUGAAACAAACCAAAGAUUUCCACGACAAGAAGGGCAAAAAGGGCAAGUCUCGUGAUGAUGCAGACAGAGAGGAAAAGUAG
Messenger RNA from Australozyma saopauloensis, 1443 nucleotides. Its product is annotated as RNA-dependent ATPase. NCBI's taxonomy places the organism in Eukaryota, Fungi, Ascomycota, Pichiomycetes, Serinales, Metschnikowiaceae. The transcript has a single exon. Gene Ontology annotation, molecular function: ATP binding; RNA helicase activity; nucleic acid binding. Bases 1 to 1443 code for a protein of 480 amino acids. The record is from RefSeq and is a predicted model, not a curated record.